Messenger RNA from Cuculus canorus (common cuckoo), 1964 nucleotides. It is a transcript of the gene CYTH2, whose product is annotated as cytohesin 2. The transcript has 12 exons. The record is from RefSeq and is a predicted model, not a curated record. Gene Ontology annotation, biological process: regulation of ARF protein signal transduction. The coding region runs from base 98 to 1297 and encodes 399 amino acids. NCBI's taxonomy places the organism in Eukaryota, Metazoa, Chordata, Aves, Cuculiformes, Cuculidae. Gene Ontology annotation, molecular function: guanyl-nucleotide exchange factor activity.
CGCGGCUCUCAGGGAGGGGGCGGGGUCAGCGCGGAGAGAGAAGCGAAGGGAAGAGCGAACGGAGCGCGGCCCGGCGCGAGCGGCCGCUCCGGCCGCCAUGGAGGACGGACUCUAUGUCCCCCCCGACCUGACGGCCGAGGAGCGCCGGGAGCUGGCGAGCAUCCGCCGGCGCAAGCAGGAGCUGCUGGGGGAGAUCCAGCGCCUGCGCGAGGAGCUCAGCGAGGCCAUGAGCGAGGUCGAGGGGCUCGAGGCCACCGAGGGCAGCAAAACCCUCCAGCGAAACCGCAAGAUGGGGAUGGGGCGUAAAAAGUUCAACAUGGACCCUAAAAAGGGGAUCCAGUUCCUGGUGGAGAACGAGCUGCUGCGCCCCACGGCUGAGGACAUCGCCCGGUUCCUGUACAAGGGCGAGGGGCUCAACAAGACGGCCAUCGGGGACUACCUGGGCGAGAGGGAGGAGUUCAACAUCGGGGUUCUUCACGCCUUCGUGGACCUGCACGAGUUCACUGACCUCAACCUGGUGCAGGCACUGAGGCAGUUCCUCUGGAGUUUCCGCCUCCCGGGGGAAGCGCAGAAGAUCGAUCGCAUGAUGGAGGCCUUCGCUCAGCGCUAUUGCCUCUGCAACCCCGGCGUCUUCCAGUGCACCGACACGUGCUACGUGCUCUCCUUCGCCGUCAUCAUGCUCAACACCAGCCUCCACAACCCCAACGUGCGGGACAAACCCUCGGCCGAGCGCUUCGUCGCCAUGAACCGCGGCAUCAACGACGGCGGCGACCUCCCCGAGGAGCUGCUGCGGAACCUGUACGAGAGCAUCCGCAGCGAACCCUUCAAGAUCCCCGAGGACGACGGCAACGACCUCACCCACACGUUCUUCAACCCCGACCGCGAGGGCUGGCUGCUCAAGCUGGGCGGGCGGGUGAAGACGUGGAAGCGGCGUUGGUUCAUCCUCACCGACAACUGCCUCUACUACUUCGAAUACACCACGGACAAGGAGCCACGAGGAAUCAUCCCCUUGGAGAACCUGAGCAUCCGCGAGGUCGAGGACCCCCGGAAACCACACUGCUUCGAGCUCUACAUCCCCAACAACAAGGGGCAGCUCAUCAAGGCGUGCAAGACGGAGGCCGACGGGCGCGUGGUUGAGGGCAACCACGUCGUCUACCGCAUCUCAGCCCCGACCCGCGACCAGAAGGACGAGUGGAUCAAAUCCAUCCAGGCGGCCGUGAGCGUCGACCCCUUCUACGAGAUGUUGGCGGCUCGCAAGAAACGCAUCUCGGUCAAGAAGAAACAGGAGCAACCUUGAAAAGGGGGGGGCUGGGACCCCCCCAGGACCUCCCCAGGACCCCCCAAAACCACGAGGGACCCCCCAAAACCACGAGGAACUCCCCAAAACCACAAGGAAUCCCCCCAAAAAACCAUGAGGAACCCUCCAGGAGCACAUGGAAUCCCACCAAGCUGUGAAGGACUCCACUCUCCCCCCCCAGAACCUUGAGAGGACCCCAAAGGACAACCAGGAGACCCUCCAGGGCUCCCCAAAACCCUGAGGGGACCCCAAAGGACGAUGGGGACCCCCCCUGGAUCUUGAGGGACCUCAAAAGCCCCUCAAGAUGACCCAGGACUUCCCAAAACCACCAAGGAACCCCCCCAAGACCUCCAGGAACCCCCCAUGUGACCACCAGGAGACCCUUCAGGGCUUCCCAAAACCUUAAGGGGACCCCAAAGGACAAUGGGGAUACCCCUGGAUCUUGAGGGACCUCAAAGGCCCCCCGAGAUGACCCAGGACCCCCCUAAACCACCAACGAACCUCACCAAGGUGACCACCAGGAGACCCCCUCAAACCCUGAGGAGACCCCGAAGGACAAUGGGGACCCCCAAGACCUUGAGGACCCGCCCAAACCCCCUCCCAGUCCCUCCCAGUUUGGAGGUCCUCCCCCUCUUUCUUUAUUUAUGGCCCCAUUAAAGGAGGUGAA